AUGGCUUCCAUUCCCUCUAUCGAGCAAUUGAACAAGGAAACACCUGAGAACUUUGUACAGGCCGUCAACACUCUUUUCGAGACUGCACCUCCUCUCGCUAAGCGUUUGCUCGAUGCUCGUCCUUUCUCUUCUUACAUCCAACUCAUUGAUUAUGCCGAGAAGGUGUGCUUAGGUGAUGAUCUUACACAAGAAGAGAAGUUGGAGGUCAUGAAUGCUCAUCCUCGCAUUGGCGCUUCUAAGGCUGGCCUCUCUGCCAAUUCUCUCAAAGAGCAAGGCUAUAGUUCACAUGCUGGUCAAGUAUCAGCUGAAGACGAAGCUGUUAAUGCUGAAUUGGCCAAGCUCAAUCAACAAUAUGAAGAUCAGUAUGGAUUCAAGUUUGUUGUCUUUGUCAACGGUCGUCCCCGUAAUCAAAUCAUUCCUAUCAUCAAGGAACGCAUGGCAGCAAAUGACCGUGAGAAGGAGCUCUAUGUUGGUAUCACUGACAUGAUGUUGAUUGCAAAGGAUCGUUUGAAGAAGGCUACUGAAAGUAAAAUCUAA
Molecule: messenger RNA, 537 nt
Organism: Mucor velutinosus
Lineage: Eukaryota; Fungi; Mucoromycota; Mucoromycetes; Mucorales; Mucoraceae
Exons: 1
Coding region: 1-537 (178 amino acids)
Source: RefSeq, a predicted model, not a curated record